AUGGCCGCGCGCCCCGGGCCGCUCUGGCUGCUGGGCCUGGCGCUGUGCGCGCUGAGCGGCGGCGGCGUCCCCGGCCCGCGCCCCCAGCUCGGCUGCCCGCAGCGCCGCCUGGGCCCGCGCGAGCGCCGCGACCUGCAGCGCGAGAUCCUGGCGGUGCUCGGGCUGCCCGGGCGGCCCCGGCCCCGCGCGCCCCCCGCCGCCGCCCUGCUGCCGGCGUCCGCGCCGCUCUUCAUGCUCGACCUGUACCGCGCCGUGGCCGGCGACGACGACGAGGACGGCGGGGCCCCCGAGCGGCGCCUGGGCCGCGCAGACCUGGUCAUGAGCUUCGUCAACAUGGUGGAGCGUGACCCUGCCCUGGGCCACCAGGAGCCCCACUGGAAGGAGUUCCACUUUGACCUGACCCAGAUCCCGGCCAGGGAGGCCGUCACGGCCGCGGAGUUCCGGAUUUACAAGCUGCCCAGCACCCACCCGCUCAACCAGACGCUCCACAUCAGCAUGUUUGAGGUGGUCCUGGAGCAGUCCAACAGGGAGUCUGACUUGUUCUUUUUGGAUCUUCAGACGCUCCGAUCUGGGGACGAGGGCUGGCUGGUGUUGGACGUGACAGCAGCCAGUGACCGCUGGCUCUUGAACCGUAACAAGGACCUGGGACUCCGCCUCUAUGUGGAAACAGAUGAUGGGCGCAGCGUGGAUCCUGGCCUGGCCGGUCUGCUGGGGCGACAGGCUCCGCGCUCCAAACAGCCUUUCGUGGUCACCUUUUUCAGGGCGAGCCCUGGCCUGGGCCCCGCCCGAGCCCCACGGGCAGCGAGGCCCCUGAAGAGGAGGCCGCCAAAAAGGACCAACGAGCUGCCGCCCCCGAACAGACUGCCGGGGAUCUUCGACGACGUCCACGGCUCCCACGGCCGGCAGGUGUGCCGUCGGCACGAGCUGUACGUGAGCUUCCAGGACCUGGGCUGGCUGGACUGGGUCAUCGCCCCCCAAGGCUACUCAGCCUAUUACUGUGAAGGGGAGUGCUCCUUCCCGCUGGACUCCUGCAUGAACGCCACCAACCACGCCAUCCUGCAGUCCCUGGUGCACCUGCUGAAGCCGGACGCGGUCCCCAAGGCGUGCUGCGCGCCCACCAAGCUGAGCGCCACCUCCGUGCUCUACUACGACAGCAGCAACAACGUCAUCCUGCGCAAGCACCGCAACAUGGUGGUCCGCGCCUGCGGCUGCCACUGAGGCCCCGCCUCCACCGGCCAGCCCGCCGCGGGGGCAGGGGCCGGGAGACCCCCAACGCCAUCACAGCUCAGGCAGAGACCCUCCCAGCGCCGUCCCAGCUCAGGCAGGGCGGCAAUGAGGGCCCCCCUCCUCUGCCCACAUCCUGCCAGGGGCUGAUCCUCCCCAGGUCCUCUGCCCCCUGCCCUGGGAUGUGUGGUAGCCUGUCCCACCCAACCCCACAUCGCUGAUGCAGGCUGCGGUCAGCACAGAAGUCCCAUCUUAGGACCUGUCCUUGGCCAGACCUUUCCAACUGCGUGGGACCCGGGAUCGUCUGAGAGCACCUGGAGCCUGAAGCUAGCAGCGGGGGGUUGCCCCACUCACCACGGGUCUGGGUGUGGGUCUGCCCCUUGCCAGCACAGCGCAGUCAGAGGUUCACAUGCUCGGGUAUAGUGUAUUAGUGGUUCCUGACUUGGCCUUUGGGCAGUUAGCACUUUGGGAAGGAACAAUGGGCCUUCUGCUUAGGGGUGAGCCUGGUGGGAACAUCUCCUGCCUGGGGAAGAGGUGUGGCCCCCAGGGAAGCAAUGAACCUUGGAGAUUUCCAGGUCCCUCCAUCUCUCUGCGUGGUGCUUUGCACUUAACAUGAACUCUUAGCACAAACAAGGGCACAGCUACAGGGAGGGCCAGGCCGACAGCACAGAUGUCACAGCUGAGCCCCUUGCCCACGGCCAUCAGUCACCAUUUUCCACGGACCCUGAACAGGGCCUCAAGGCGCUCAGCAUGCGAUUCCAGGCAGCCAGCAGCCCUGAGCCCGGCUUACUGCUUUCCGUCCUGCCGCGCUGAGGAGCAAUCCAGGGCACGCAGGCACAGGGCAAGGGUGGGCACUGCGUCAGCCAGCGCCCAGAGGUAACAACAGGCUAAUCACCCAAGUCUGAGUCACCCUCUGUGCCCUGGAACCCCAUCCUGUUUCUUGGGGCCUGUGAGCCAAAGAAAAGGCCCCAGUACCAGGCGAGUGACAGGCGGCAGUUAGGCCGAGCAGGGUGGGGAGGUUCCCGGAAACCACUGUUCUGCUUGGAGCGGCCACCUGGAGUGUUUAUUUGAUUUCUAACUUGGUAAGCCUGUAAUUUACCUGGUGGACCAGACAGAACCCAGCUGCCUGAACCCCAAAAUAUCAUUAAAAGCAGAUCUUGGGGCUGCCCCAACCCACAGGCCCAGCCCAGGAUGACACCCCUGGAGUUCACUCUGUGCCCUUUGGAGGGGCUCCAGGAGCACAGCAGGGGUAGAGGAGGGGGCUCUGCUUCAGGACAGCAGCCCCUCCGCCUGGACCUAGGAGGCGUUCUGGGAGCCAGUGCACAGGAAGAGACCCCUCCAUGGACACAGGAAGACGGUGAUCUCCCUUUUGGCCUGGGGCUUUGACCUCAGGCUGGCAGCAAGAGGACCAAGUACCAGCACAAAUGUCAGUAGACCCAUAUUCUGGCUUCAGCUCAGUCACUGACCUGCCUGAUGUCUGGGCAAAUGCCCUUCUAUUCAGGCUUCAAUUUCCUGUCUCUGACAUAAGGACAUGCAUAGGAUUCUCACAUCUCCCAAGGCCCUUCUGGCUGGAGAAUCCACCUACAACUCUGGGCCUCUCCUCUCCCAGAGCCAAGAUGUGGUCUAAGUGCCCAGCGGCCCUGGGACUUGAAGCCUGCUGUUUCAGGGCCUCAUUCAGAGCUCUCUCCUCCUAACAUCAUGGGCGGUGGAAGCCUGGAAACUUUUGACAGAUGUCAGUGUUAGGUUUCUUCAUUGCCUAAGCACAUAACCUGGUAUGGUUUGAGGCAGCAGGAAAAUUUACGAAGUGAAUGUUUUGAAGAUGUGACUGCCCUGCCCAUCGGAGGUGCGGAACAUAAGGAACACAAGGAUCAUGACGUGACUCCCUUCUCGUGCAGUAAAGUCAGAAGUCCAGUGGUUGUGGCCUUGCUGACACUUCUAGCACCCUCAACCAUCCACUUGGCCACCGAAUGAAAUCCAACAGGAAAGGCCUUCAGAGAAAGGAGGUAAUUGAAGACAAAGCUGAUGAGGUGGCAGUGGCUAGUUACCAGGGCCAUCUCAUUUACCUGGUUCCCUUUGGCAGUGCAGGUCACAUUUAAGGCUGCACAUGAGAAGCAUAAAUAAGGGCAAUCAACUCAGGCCCACUGGCAGCAAAGUGAAAGAUGAUGUGGAGGGUGGGCACAAAGGAAGCGGUGCCUGGGGCCCAUGCUGUGGAGGGCACUGCUUUGUCCACCUCACCCUAAGCACAUCCUCAUGACUGUACAGCCAGCCUGGCCCAGACAUCAAUUCAUUGGACAAAGCCCUAUUCUUAUUUCCUAUGUAGGGAAGUGGGUGACAUGCUUCAAAAAGUUCCCUACAAUUUCAUAGGAAAGGAGGUGAUGACAGGAGAGGGUAGCUGUGGCAGCCAGCAGACCCGCCAGCAACAAAUCCUGGCUGUGCCUCGUGUUGAUGGGACCACACGAGAACCUCAGAGACAGUGACUUCCUCUCUGCAGAAUGAAUGGGCUACGGGUUCUGCCCUGGUGGAGCCAGCGUGGGGAUCAGGUCUGUCCGGAGCAGUUGGCACUGAUUCUGCACACGUGUGCUGAAUGAACAGUAUUAUUAGUGGCCUUAUUUUAAAUGAACUUGCAAAUUUGGGCUUCUCCUAAGUGCCUUCCUGUUAAAACCCAGUCCUCCAAGAAUGUGUCCUUGGAGGUGCUACUGUACUCAUUGGGCUUUUCCUUAAAAAAUAGAAACUUGGUAAUCUCCCGGGGUGAGGUGUGGACUUGCACACCACCGCCCCGUCUGUGGAGGGGGUCCCAGCUGGCAGUGACAGUUUGAUCCUGUCUCUCCUGAGGUCGGGGCAGCACUGCACCCCCACCCGUCCCGUGGCCCUGCUUGCAGUGCAGCUCAAGUGGAAACUUUCUGGGGGUUUUGUUCUUACUGGGAAGCCUUGAGCAAGCAUUUGGCCCUCUUUUCUCACUUUCAAAAAUAUUAACGUGUCAGGGAUGCUCUUGAAAAUAAAAAACAAUAGAAACACAUAAUCUCACCACAUGGAGACAACCAUUGUUAAUCAUUCCAGUCGUUUUUCCGUGGCAUAUAUGUCUUUUUACAUAAUACGUGGGUUACUUUACAGUUAGGAUCAUACUCUGUGCACUGCUUAGUGAUCUAAAUUAUUCAAUCUAUGACAUAUUUUGAACAUUUCUGUUAUUAAAUACUC
This is a messenger RNA of Capra hircus (goat), 4419 nucleotides long. It is a transcript of the gene BMP8A, whose product is annotated as bone morphogenetic protein 8a. The transcript is spliced from 7 exons. The coding region runs from base 1 to 1218 and encodes 405 amino acids. Lineage: Eukaryota; Metazoa; Chordata; Mammalia; Artiodactyla; Bovidae. Gene Ontology annotation, biological process: SMAD protein signal transduction. Gene Ontology annotation, molecular function: cytokine activity; growth factor activity. The record is from RefSeq and is a predicted model, not a curated record. Gene Ontology annotation, cellular component: extracellular region.